AUGCAGAAUGUUGAGUACGGCUGCAACAUCAUCCAGAACUGCAACCUGGACGACGGCCUCAACGGGUGGUGCCUGCUAGGCCCCUGCACGCUGUCCAUCCACGACGGCAGACCUCGGGUGCUCCCGCCCAUGGCGCAGGAGUCCCUGGCGCUGGACGACGAGCCGCUCAACGGCAAGCACAUCCACGUCACCAACCGCACACAGACGUGGAUGGGCCCCGCGCAGAUCAUCACCGACAAGCUCACGCUCUACGCGACGUACCAGGUCUCCGCCUGGGUCCGCGUCGGCGCCCAGCAGGCCAGCGGCGCCGGCGCGCCGUCCUGGCGUGCGACGAGCGCUAGCUGGUAUGAGGUCGGCGGCGCGUUCCGCAUGGAGGCGAAGCCGGCGUCGCGCGUCAUGGUGUACGUCCAGGGCCCCGACGCCGGCGUCGACCUCAUGGUCGCGGGGCUCCAGGUGUUCCCCGUGGACCGGAAGGCCCGCGUCAAGCACCUGAAGCGGCUCACCGACAAGGUGCGCAAGCGGGACGUGGUGCUCAAGGUGACGGGCGCCGACGGGGCCGCCGUCAAGGACGCGGACGGCGUGGACGUGCGCUAG
Molecule: messenger RNA, 594 nt
Organism: Miscanthus lutarioriparius
Lineage: Eukaryota; Viridiplantae; Streptophyta; Magnoliopsida; Poales; Poaceae
Source: the annotation of a GenBank genome assembly